Messenger RNA from Notothenia coriiceps (black rockcod), 3878 nucleotides. Its product is annotated as glutaminase kidney isoform, mitochondrial. Bases 149 to 1483 code for a protein of 444 amino acids. The record is from RefSeq and is a predicted model, not a curated record. Gene Ontology annotation, molecular function: protein binding; glutaminase activity. The transcript has 12 exons. Lineage: Eukaryota; Metazoa; Chordata; Actinopteri; Perciformes; Nototheniidae. Gene Ontology annotation, biological process: L-glutamine catabolic process.
GGUUACUAUUGUUGAGUCACAGGGAAAACCGUUACUCGGCCGUUAAAGCCGACACUAUCGUUAGGAACUGCGCCUCCUGUCCUCCAGACAUUUUCUAUCGGUGUUACAGUAAUUAUAUCCUCCAGAUAUUCUUCUCGACGGGAUUGAAAUGUUACAUUUUCGGUCAACGGUAGUUCUCAAGGAGUUAUUUCAAACCCAGCUGAAGCGUCCGUUGCCAGGUAGAGCCGGUGUUAAAGCGACACCUGCAGCCUGCUUCAGCACCGGCCGUCUGGAUGGGAGACUGCCGGGCAGAGUGAGAGCGUUAGCCCCGCAGAGCUUUACCAGAAGGCACGCCGUGAGAAGCUUUUGCUCCAAGGGGGACAGCCACAAUGAAGCCUCCAAGGAUUCUUCGGCGGAGAAGAGAAGGAAGGCAGGCAUCCUGCCUAGUCUGGAGGACCUGCUCUUCUACACCAUCGCAGAGGGCCAGGAGAAAAUCCCAGCGCACAAAUUCACCACAGCUCUUAAAGCCACAGGGCUACGCACAGGAGACCCCCGGCUGAAAGAGUGCAUGGAGAUGCUGAAACAGACCGUGAAGACGACCUCUGAUGGAGCUCUCGACCGACACCUCUUCAAAAAGUGCGAGGGGUUCAAUGCCUCCCCCCGCUGCGGCGAAGGCCGGAGCGGAAUGGAGCGCCCGGAGUGUUUUCCAGAAGGCACAGACAUGACAUCCAUCCUCGACUUCUACUUCCAGCUGUGUUCCAUCGAGGUGACUUGUGAGAGCGCUAGCGUCAUGGCGGCCACUCUGGCCAACGGCGGCUUCUGUCCAAUCACAGGCGAGCGUGUGCUGAGCCCCGAGGCGGUGCGGGACACUCUGAGUCUGAUGCACUCCUGCGGCAUGUACGACUUCUCGGGACAGUUCGCCUUCCACGUGGGUCUGCCGGCUAAGUCUGGAGUGGCCGGUGGGAUUCUGCUGGUUGUUCCCAACGUGAUGGGCAUCAUGUGCUGGUCUCCUCCGCUCGACAAGCUGGGCAACAGCGUCAGAGGCAUCCAGUUCUGCACGGACCUGGUUUCCCUAUUCAACUUCCACAACUACGAUAACCUGAGACACUUUGCUAAGAAGCUGGACCCCCGCAGGGAGGGGGGAGACCAGAGGGUGAAGUCCGUGAUCAAUCUGCUGUUUGCUGCGUACACCGGGGACGUCUCGGCUCUCAGAAGGUUCGCGCUGUCCUCCAUGGACAUGGAGCAGAGAGACUACGACUCCAGGACGGCGCUGCAUGUGGCCGCCGCUGAAGGGCAUGGAGAGGUGGUCCGCUUCCUGCUGGAGGGUUGUAAAGUCAACCCGGUUCCCAAGGACAGGUGGGGGAACACCCCUCAGGACGAGGCGGUCCACUUCGGACACCACGACGUCGUCACCAUCCUCCGAGACUACCACGCCAAGUACAGCCCUCUGGAGGUGGCCGAGGACAAAGAGAAGAGCGAGACCAACCUGGACGGGCUGCUCUGAGGGAGGAAGGGGGAGGCUGGGAGGAAACGUGUUAAUCUGCAUCACAAGGUCAGAGAGCAAGAGAGCCAUAACUCGUAGAAAACAGUUAACAUUACAACCGUAAAAACCCCUUUAGAAACGACUUAAGGUUCCCUUUACACACAGGACCCCCCUCCAGAAGGAAAGCCCCUCCUCAUGCUACUUGAUGUUGUCGGUUUUGUAAUAUAUUAUAUAUUGUAUUUACUUUAAGUGAGGAAUAUAUUGUUGUAUUUCCCCUUCUGUAUUCAGCUUUGUAGCUUUUUAAGGACCAGCCGCCGCAUUGAAUGCUGGGUAAAUUCAGCUGCGGCUGGUGAGUCCCCGCACUUUUGUUAUUUACUUUAUAAAUUAUGGUUUUUAUUCUGAAAAGCUUAAAAAAAACUGGAAGUAUGGGGCAUUUCAAACCCUGGUUUAAACCUUCAUCACUUCAUCAUCAUGGUGGUAUCCUCCCCAACACUCAAGUGUGUGUGUGAUAUUUAUCUGUUUAAGAUAAAAUGUAGUGUGUGUAUAUUCCUGACAUGAGUGUAAAUACGUACAGGUUUAACGUAGUCGUGUAAGGAGUUAUAUUUCACUGAAACUCUGGACAGCGUUUCCUUUUCACCGUCUUCAACUGUCGUUGUAUUCGUCACUGUUACUCUGUAUGAUUUGAUAUUUAUCUUUUGUAAGGAAAUAUUGUCAGCCAAAGUUCAGGCUGUCUGAGGAAAAGAGUUUUACAUAUUAUAAAUGACACUGCCAGCGCUGACAGCAGCUUGAAUUACUGUAAACAUCCCAGAGGUUUUAUAUGUUAACGCUUGCACUCAACACACAGAUUAUUAUAAAUGUAACUGGAGAUCAUGAAGUUCACUAAGUACAUAAAACUGAACUUGUUGAAGAUACGUUUAACAUGCUGAUCAAAACAAUCACAUUAUGUGUAUUUUUAUUAAUGCAGCCAUAAAGAAUAAUAUGGACUUUUUCUUUGUUCAGUGUAUUUACAUUUUCUUUAUUUUAAUUUAAGACUAAAGAUCAAAUCUAGUCCAAAAGAGACUUUAAUUAAAUUGGUGAAUUGAACUAGCAGCCUCCACAAAGCUCUAUAUGUAUAUUUGAAGGUUAUGGUCAAGUGGAUUUAAAGAGUUUGAUGUUCAUCCAAGUCAAAGAUAAUGUCCUUGUUGAGUGCAGCUGUUGCUUCCCGUUACUGCUUUCAAUCCAGAGGUGUUUAAAUGUUAUCAUUGCUAUUCAUCUGAACAUGUGAUUGAAAGUGGAGGCUUUAAUGCCUCUGGACUGUAUCACAGGAAGUACGAGGCGUGUGUCGCGGUUCCUGCAGAAUACUCAGGAAGGUCCAGAUUAGAAACACAAAGAGAAGCAGCUAUAUAUCGCGAAAAGGAUUGUUUUUGUGCAUUCUGUGAUGUGCUGAAGAAUCUGAUGUAGUGAGAGGUCGUGCAGAUGUUUCCAGACGUUGUUCUGUGUUUUUGUAGCGUGUCUGAAGUUUGGAUGUUGAUUCUGUGCGGACAAACUGAAACAGGCAAUCAACAUAUAUAUUAUCUACACUCCAAAUGUAGUGCAUUUUAGGCAUCAGUUCAUUCAGUUGGAUUAGAAUUGUUAUUUAAAGGUUAAAAAUGAGUAAAAGAAGCACAAAAUGCAAUAUUUUGAGACACUAUAGGCAAUACAUAUUUCAUGAUUGUACGAUCAAUUGAGCAAUAUGUGUUGGUUGGAUGUGGUCCCGGCCUGCAGCGACUGAAGUAUUCUGAAUGUAACGUGUUUCUGUUUCAUGUAUAUUUAUGCUGCUGAGUGUCGCAGACGGUUCAGAUAUUUAUUCACAGAUCAAACGUUUAAUAAAGUUAUUAAAACCAAAGAAGUUGUUGUGUUUUCAGUGUACCUGCGGGGGCUCACAGUGUCAUCACAUUAGGUCAGAGCUGUGCAGUGCAAUGGAAGUUCACUUCCUUCAAACUCAGGAGUCACACGUUGAUCAUUUAUUCAUUUCACAUCUAACCAGUAUUCAACAUUUCAAAAUACACAUCAUCAAACUCUGUUUCGACAUGUUUCUACCAAUCAAAUGUCUCCUUUGCAUGUGAAGAGUGUGAAAGUAGAUUCUUAUUUGUUAAUCUAGCAGGUUGCAUCCCAUCGUUGGCUACAGGCGACUCAAUCUGAACAUGUUUGGAUUAAUAGCUAGACAUUUGAAAUAGAUUAUGACUCCAUUAUUGUUAUAACAUAUAUGAUUACCUUUCUACCAAACUGUAAGCCAGCGUCAAUAAAAAAAGCCAUUUUAAACUUAUUUUACUUGAAGACUACGUUUAUUUUACUAACAUAUUUUUCUGGUCAACUCCUAAAUUAUGAAUUGCAAAGAGGCUUCUAGAUUAGCUGAAACUCAAAAGCUGCUGAAAUACAUUUUUUAGCCAACAACAAA